Messenger RNA from Diatraea saccharalis (sugarcane borer), 930 nucleotides. The record is from the annotation of a GenBank genome assembly. Lineage: Eukaryota; Metazoa; Arthropoda; Insecta; Lepidoptera; Crambidae.
AUGGUGGAAGACAAAAUGGCGAAGGCGAAUACGGGUUCCGAAGUGAUAAUCUUCGAUGAAAAAGCUAUGGUAGCCCAUGCAGCGAGGGAGAUGCCUAACAUUGCUAGCGUCCAUGUUUCCAAAUCUAGUAAGGUCCACAUAGGGCCAAAAAUUGUAGCCGUCAGCCAAACAGUGGAGAAUAAGGAAAUGAUAAAAGAUCUACCUUUGCCGAAAUACAUUUGGACUCUAUUGAAGAAUACUAAUAAGACUGAACGUCUGUCUUGCCUCGCCGCCAUGGUUGCGCUGGCUGUUUGCAUCACACUGAUAAUCUUCUAUACAGUUUAUGGGAAAAAUAAAGAGGAGCCCGUGCUCGAUACUGCUCCUCAUGAAUGGAAGAUAAGCAGAGAUAUGUGGUUGGCUCAAGAACACUUGGAGAACUCUUUGCCAGAUGAAUUCAAGCCCGUGAAACUAGUGGUCGUUCAGCAUACUGCCGGCAGCGAAUGUUACACCUUCGACACGUGUGCCACCGAACUCAGAAACUUACAGGGUUACUUCCUGACCAACUUGAGAUAUGACAUUCCUUACACUUUCUUAAUCGGAAACGACGGUCGUGUAUACGAAGGCCGAGGCUGGAACCAGGAAGGAGCUCAUACAUACGGUUACAACAGAUGCUCCGUAGGAAUCGGAUUCAUGGGGGACUACCGUGGAGAAAUGGCGGUGCACACCAAAGUGACGCCUAAACAAAUUCAAAAUAUGAUGCAGAUCCUACAAGAAGGUGUCAAUAAGGGUUACAUAGUACCGGAUUACUCCAUCGUAGCAGCUCUAGAUUUGCGACCCACUAAAAGCCCAGGAUCUAUCAUUUACAAAGCUUUACAACAGUUGGAUCAUUUCGACAAUGGCACACAAUUCGCCAAUAGAAAUUGUUCCCAAAUACAUGGUUAUAUUAAAUAA